Messenger RNA from Tetrahymena thermophila SB210, 2635 nucleotides. RefSeq names its product prolyl-tRNA synthetase protein, putative. The record is from RefSeq and is a predicted model, not a curated record. Gene Ontology annotation, cellular component: aminoacyl-tRNA synthetase multienzyme complex; cytoplasm. Lineage: Eukaryota; Ciliophora; Oligohymenophorea; Hymenostomatida; Tetrahymenidae. Gene Ontology annotation, molecular function: proline-tRNA ligase activity; ATP binding; aminoacyl-tRNA deacylase activity. The transcript is spliced from 7 exons. Gene Ontology annotation, biological process: prolyl-tRNA aminoacylation.
UUAAAAAAAGUAAAUGAUAAAAAUAUUAAACAGAUUCGUAAGGAUUCAAAAAUUUAAUAAUAAUUAUUUAAAAAAUAUUAAUAACAAUUAAAAUUUCUAUAGCAUUCAUUAAAAAUAUCUUAAUCACUUUUCAAGGAAAAUGGCUGAGAGCAAAUUAUACCUCACAAAGGACGAAACUUGCGAUUACUUAAAAAGCAUUAAUUUCGAAUUUAAGAGAUACGAUCACGAACCUUGCUUUAAUGUUGAAGAUAUGCAUAAAUACUUAAAGCUCGAAAAGGCUCCUUUAAUUAAGAAUCUCUUCUAUCAAGACAAGAAGGGUAACUAUUAUUUAGUUGUAGCUAAGCAUGAUACUAAAGUUGAAAAAACUUUAUGGAAGUAAGUCAAUCUUGCUCCUGGUAACAUGCGUUUAGCUGCUGAUGAAAAGCUUGAGGCUGUUUUGAAGGUCAAGAGAGGACAUGUUAAUCCUUUCGCCUUAGUUAAUGAUACUGAAAAGUUAGUUAAAGCUUUAAUUAUCGAUGAACAUUUGAAGAAAGAAGAAUAUUGGGCUUUCCAUCCUAUGGAUAAUUCUGCUUGCGUUGAAUUCAAGCAAACUGAAUUCUAAAAGUUUAUCGAUGCUAUUGGCAGAACUUUUGUUCACGUGAGACUCGACUUAUCUGAAGAAGAAGAGAAAAAGCUCGCAGAAUAAGCAAAGAAGGAAACUGCUAAAGUUGAAGAAGCUGGUCAUACUAAAUUAGGUAUUGAUGUUAAAAAAGAUCAAGAUUUAUCUGAAUGGUACAAGCAAGUUAUCACUAAAUCUGAAAUGAUCGAAUAUUAUGAUAUCUCUGGUUGCUACAUUCUUCGUCCCCACGCUUAUGCCAUCUGGGAAAUCAUUUAGAGAUUCUUUGAUGACAUCAUCAAGGGAUUCGAUGUACAAAAUGCUUAUUUCCCUAUGUUUGUCACUGAUAAGGCUUUAAACAAAGAAAAGGAACACGUUGAAGGUUUCUCACCUGAAGUUGCUUGGGUUACUAGAAGUGGUUCCACUGAUUUACCUGAACCUAUUGCAGUUCGUCCUACAUCAGAAACAAUUAUGUAUCCUGCUUACUCCAAGUGGAUCAAGUCUCACAGAGAUCUUCCCUUGAAAUUAAACUAAUGGACUAACGUAGUCCGUUGGGAAUUCAAGGAUCCUACUCCUUUCAUUAGAACAAGAGAAUUCUUAUGGUAAGAAGGUCACACCGCUCAUGCCACUGAUGCUGAAGCCACUGAAUUUACUUUCCUUAUCUAAGAUUAAUACAGAAGAGUCUACGAAGAACUCCUUGCUGUUCCUGUUAUCAAGGGUGUCAAGAGUGAAAAUGAAAAAUUCCCUGGUGCUUACUUCUCUUCCACUAUUGAAACUUGCAUUCCUGCUAAUGGUCGUGCUGUCUAAGCUGCCACUUCUCACCACUUGGGAUAAAACUUCUCAAAGAUGUUUGAUAUUUCCUUCUUAGAUGGUGAAAAAAAGAAAUAAUACGCCUACCAAACUUCCUGGGGUCUUACUACUCGUACUAUUGGUGUUAUGAUUCUUUAUCACGGUGAUGAUAAGGGUCUUGUUUUACCUCCUCUUGUUGCUAGCACUCAAGUUGUUAUCGUUCCAAUUAUUAAAACCGGAGCUGAUAACGAAAGAGUUUUAAACAAAGCUCAUGAAUUAAAGGCUGAAUUAAAGAAGGCUGGUAUCAGAGUUUAGGUUGAUGACAGAGAUAACUAUACUUCUGGUUGGAAAUUCAACCAUUGGGAAGUCAAGGGUAUUCCUUUAAGAUUUGAAAUUGGUCAAAUGGAUAUGGAUAAGAAUUAAAUUACAGCAGUUUGGAGAGUCAACUCUCACAAGGAAGCUAUUCCUAACGAAAGUAUUAUUGAAACUACUAAGUUAAGAUUGAAAGAAAUACAAGAUUUAAUGUUAACUAACUCCAAGAAAAAGUUUAACGAUAAGAUUAAGCCUGCUAGUACCUGGGCUGAAUUCAUGACUUCUCUUAACUCUCGUUGCAUUGUCUAUACUCCUUGGUGCAAUGAAAUUUCAUGUGAAAAGGCUGUUAAGGAAAGAUCAGCUCUUGAAUCUAAGGGAACAGAAAAUGAAUCUGGUUUAUCUGGAUCUGCAAAGACUUUGUGCAUUCCUAAUGAAUAAGAACCUAUCGCUGAAGGCACUAAGUGUUUCUCUUGCGGAAAGCCUGCUCUUAAGAGAGUUUAUUGGGGAAGAUCUUAUUGAUCGUUAUUAAAACAUAGAUUAAGAUAUAAAAAACUUAUCAAUUUUUUAAAAUAUUUAAUUAUUCAGUUAAAUUCGCUCUAUUUUUGUUUUGUUAUAAUAUUAAGCAAAUUAUUUUCAUUCAUAUUUCAUAUUAGAUAAUUUCAACAAUACAAAUUAGUUUUUUUUCACUAAAAUCUGAAAGAUUUAUACUAUUUUAACAACCUAAGAAAAAUACCUAUUCUGUUACUUCAAAAUUAUUAAAGUUAUUUUUAACAAUUAUUAUCUUCAUUUAUGCAAAUUUAAAUUCAAGAUCUAAAUCAAAGUUAACAUAUAAUAAAACCAUUAUUUAAAAGAAAAUUUUUAUUAAAAUUUAAUACUUAUCAUAUUUUUAAAUACCUAAUAGUAUUAAUUUUAAUCUUAUUUUAAACUUUUAGAUUAGAG